AUGAUCUAUGUUUUGAGUUCAGCCAUCCACUGUCUCACGCUUGUGGGGUCUGAUGCCAACCGUUGUGUUGGAAUAUGGCCAUCGCUGCCACUGCUGAAACAGGAACGGGUCAUGCGUGCGUAUAAGCCGGCAUCACCCUCUCUUUCUGUUUCUGCUCAAUCCAUUGUUUCCCAUGAUCUCUUAUUGUCAUUAAAUCCAGAAGUCUUGCUGAGCCAGCAAGACGACUUCGAACCUAGCCCCAUGUUACAGGUUUGGACAUGCGGCCAAGCGAGCGUUCCAAUGAUGAGCUUUCUGAAUCAACUCCCUGCCUUUGGGAAUGCGGUAGAUGGCCUCGUCGAGCGCGCCCAGUGGAAAGACGCCGAAGGUAUGCUUCUUCGCAUGCUCACGCAGACGGAGCGAGUGUCUGGCCCUGACCACCCGGAAACCCAGAAAGCAAGGAUGUUGCUGGCACAUAUAUAUCGCCAGGAGGGCCGGGCCCGUGAUGCAGAGAGGUUGGACUCGGCCGUCUUGGAGGCGCGACAGCGCUCGCUGGGUUUGGAGACGCCGGACACGUUGGCAGCCAUGUAUAAUCUGGCGGCCGACAUCAAGAUGCAGCCGGGACGGCUUUUGGAAGGGCUGGCCCUUGAGCGACGCGCCCUCGAGAGUGCCGUGCGACUCUAUUGGGAUCGCGGCGACGUGAAGGACGAGUCUGGGGGGAUGGACAUCCUGAUCCGCAUGUGCAACCUCGCGGAUACCCUCUUUGUCCACGACCAAGCUGCGGAUGCGGUUAAACUGCAUGAGACGGUGCUACGGCUAUGCACUGGUUUCCUCGGGCCGGGCCAUCCCUACACGAUCGCGGUCAUGGACAGUACCGGCCGGGAUUACGUCUCGCAGGGCCGGCUGAGCGAGGCGAUCCGGCUUCUCCAGGAUGCGGUCGAGGCGGGCAGGGUGCAUCUGGGGGAGAAGGAUGCGACGACGCGGAGGUGCAUCGUCCACCUGGCCGAGACCUACGGCCGGAUGACGGCGGAGGGGGAAGGCAAAGUUCCGGAGCCGCAAAUGGUCGCCAUUAUGGAGCAGGCGGUGGCCAUCCUGGAGGAGAGCAUCGGCGGAGAGGAUUCAGACACGGUGACGCUGAAAUACUAUCUUGCGGUCGCCUAUGCGCGGAUGGACGGGCGUUUCGGCGAGUCCGAGGCGCUGCAGGAACAGGUGCUGGGGUGGUGUCGCAAACAGCUGGGGGAGCGGAGCCGGACGGCCAACCUGAUCGUUCGGAACUUGGUGCUAAUGUACCGGCAGUUGGGGCGGAUGGACAAGGCGCGGCAGGUGGAGCAGGAGUUUGAGCGAGCUGUGAGGUCGCCGUCUUGA
Messenger RNA from Rasamsonia emersonii CBS 393.64, 1341 nucleotides. RefSeq lists its product as uncharacterized. The coding region runs from base 1 to 1341 and encodes 446 amino acids. Gene Ontology annotation, molecular function: protein binding. Lineage: Eukaryota; Fungi; Ascomycota; Eurotiomycetes; Eurotiales; Trichocomaceae. The transcript is spliced from 2 exons. The record is from RefSeq and is a predicted model, not a curated record.